Molecule: messenger RNA, 984 nt
Organism: Ficedula albicollis (Collared flycatcher)
Lineage: Eukaryota; Metazoa; Chordata; Aves; Passeriformes; Muscicapidae
Gene: KLF13
Product: Kruppel-like factor 13
Exons: 2
Biological process (GO): regulation of transcription by RNA polymerase II
Molecular function (GO): DNA-binding transcription factor activity, RNA polymerase II-specific; RNA polymerase II cis-regulatory region sequence-specific DNA binding
Source: RefSeq, a predicted model, not a curated record
UAACGGGGAGCGAUAACGGGGAGCGCCGGUCCCGCUGUCACCGCGCGAUGGGAGCGCCGCGACACCGCCCCGCCGGCCCGCCGCCUGCCUGAGCAACGCGGCGCCAGCCCGCGCUCCGAGCAACAAGCUGCCGCUGCCAGGAUCUAGCUGCUGCUCUUUUUCUCUUCCAUUGGACCGCCAACGCUUUUUUCGAUUUAGUGACAAGCUGGGUGUGAUCGUCACGAACGAAGUGUGGGUUUGAUGGCUGCUAAGUCAGCCUUUACUCCUACGUACCGAUCCUAAAAAAUAAGGGACGGAAAAGUCUGCUUGUGUAAUCUUUUUAAAAAGGGAAAGAGCGCUGUUGUGUUGGGUUUGGUUUUUUUCCCUAUUUUCGUCUUCGUCUGUUUGGAUUUCUUUUUAAACUUAUGAAAAAUGGCAACAGCAGCGUAUGUGGAUCAUUUUGCAGCAGAGUGCCUUGUUUCUAUGUCGAGUCGUGCGGUUAUCCAUAGUCCCAAAGGGGAGCCUGAUCCCCAACCUGAUGCAGCAAUACUUCCUUCAUCCAAUGGAGAAGAUAGACGGGAAGUCAGAGAAACCGGGAAGGACAAUGGAUCAUCAUUACUUGUGGUAGCUAGCAUUUUAGCAGACCUGAACCAGCAUGUCCCAAACUCACCCGCUCUAAGGACGGAAAAAACAGAGACGCUUGAUAUAACAGAAAAAAUACACAUUUCUAUUGCUCCUAAGGAGUUUGGGGAAGAAAGUGUGUCUUCAGCUGGUAAGCGUGGAGGAGAAAAAGCAGCCACACCUACUAGCCUGGCUGCAGUAACUGAGCCAAGCCCCAGACAAAAGAACAAACGCCUAAGAAGCUGGACUGACCCUGGAUCACCCCAGAAAAAGCACAAAUGCCACUAUGUGGGGUGUGAAAAAGUUUAUGGCAAAUCUUCCCAUCUUAAAGCUCAUCUAAGGACCCAUACAGGUGAGCGGCCGUUCGCCUGCGGCUGGGGGGGG